AUGCCAGAUAUAAUAACCUCAGUAAUUAAUGGGACGACGCCAGCCACUAGUGGACUCAUCUCAGCUGCUCAGCAAGUUUAUUGCAUCUGUCAAUCCGUUCUAAUCACUCUCAUUAAUGAAAACUCUCUUAUAUGGGGUGAAGCCACCAGUGUAUCAAUUCAAAUUCAAGGGUUGGGAGGGACGACAACGCAAAUACCAAGUGUUGUGUCGUUUAGUGUGACGCCGUGUUCGUCAACUACCACGUCAAUAAGCACGACCACUGCUACUUCGACGACCACAACAGCUACAACUUCAACAAGCACGACAGCUACAACUUCGACAAGCACAACUACAACUACAACUAGCACGACGACAACUACUACGACCAGCACGACAACUACUACAACCAGCACGACAAUUACAACUACGACCAGCACGACAACUACAACUACGACAGGCACAACGAGCACGACAACCACAACUUCAACAACUACUACUACAUGUUCUGGGUCUUUGUGUGUUAUAAUUAGUAAUCUGAAAGCGUUAAUCCAAGUUCUCACAGCCAUAAAUACUUCUAUUGUGACAAUUCAGAGCCUUGCUACUCAACUGUCAACUCUGUUGAGUAUUCUUGCCACUCUUGGGAAGAGGAGAAAACGUCGAAGCGUAAAUGAUGACCUGAACGGUAUUGGAAAUACCCUAUCGUAUUUUCCUGGUGCAGCCUAUGACAGAAACCCAGGUCUUAUAAACUCGUUGACGGUGCAAAUGGUUACCGCACAGAAAACUGUCAUCGGUAUAACAAAUUCGGUAAUAAACGGGUCUACGCCAGUAACUUCUGCACUUUCCUCAGCUGCUCAGCAACUUCUUUGCACCUGUCAGGUUACUCUGGCCAUUCUGUUCGCUGAAAACAGUGUUAUAUAUACAGAAGCUGGCAGUCUAUCUACUCAAAUUCAAGGAUUGGGAGGAGCCACGACCCAAAUACCAAGUGUUGUGACAUACAGUUUAACCCCGUGUCCGGCGACAACCACAUCAACCAGCACGGUAAUGACGACGACAACGUCUACUAGUACUUCGACGACGACAACGUCGACUACCACUUCAACAACGACAACAUCUACCACUACUUCGACAACGACAACUUCGACUACCACUUCAACAACGACAACAUCUACCACUACUUCGACAACGACAACGUCGACUACCACUUCAACAACGACAACAUCUACCACUACUUCGACAACGACAACGUCGACUACCACUUCAACAACGACGACAUCCACCACUACGACGACGACUACCACUUAACA
Molecule: messenger RNA, 1283 nt
Organism: Cherax quadricarinatus
Lineage: Eukaryota; Metazoa; Arthropoda; Malacostraca; Decapoda; Parastacidae
Source: RefSeq, a predicted model, not a curated record